UUGUGGUCACACCGGCGUCUACUAUUUGUGAAAUUCUCUCGAUUUGUUGGAAAAAUAAGUGAAAAUGGGUUCUUCAUCGUCUGGGAAAAAGCACAAGAAAGACAAGAAGGCCAGACAUCGUUCGCGUUCGCCGGAGCACCAUCAGCGCGGCACUGAGGACGAGGAUGUGACCCUGGAUCUCACCGACGACUCCGCGACGCGCCACAGACACCACAAACACAAGAAGCACAAGGAGUCCAAAGAUAAGGAGCAUCGUCACAGGCAUCACAAGCACAAGGAGCGGGAGCGACCCAGCGAGGUCAUCUCCCUCGAGGAAUCGGACUCCGAUAGUUCGGACUGUGUGGAGGUUCCGGUGCAGGAGCAGGCCAACAAGGUGAGGGAGUCCUCCCACCGCGACAGGGAACGUGACACUGGACGCGAACGUGAUCAGCUACGAGAAAGGGAAAGAGAGCAACGGGAACGUGAACGGGAACGUGAGAAGGAUCGGGAGCGGGACCGUGAACGUGAGCGCGAAAAGGAGCGCAUUAAAGAGCGGGAGGAGCGUGAAAGAGAGCGCUUAAAGGAGCGAGAGAAGGAGCGCGAAAGGGAACGUGACCGGGAGCGCCUCAAGGAACGAAGCGAAAGGGAGCGUGACCGUCAACGCGAAAGCGAACUCACCGCUCCACCACCGCCCCAAAUCUCCAAGCACGCCGAAUAUGAAUCCCGGCGUGAGCGGGAAAUUGAGCGUGAACGGGAAGGCCGGAAGAGGGCUGGCAGGGAGAGGGAACGCGAACGCAACCGUGAACGCUCUCGAUCCCAAACGCCGCCCUCAGCGACACGAAAGCCAAACUCCUCGCGUUCCUUCUCUCCCAUUCCCGAGAACGGAGCUGGUGACGUUCUGUCCGUUGAGGAAACAAACAAACUACGCGCCAAACUUGGCCUGAAACCUUUGGAAGUGGAGAGUGGCCCCAGCAAGGUCACCCCCACAGCUGGAAGCAGUAGUCAUGCGGAGAGUAAGAGACCAGCUGGUGAGGCCGAUCUCUCCUCCUACAAGGAUGAGUGGGGUGAAUUCCUCCAUAAGCCGGCCGACAACCUCAAAGAGAAGAAGGAGGCGGAGAAGCUGCGCGAGAAACUGAAGCAGCGCAAAGAGAAACGCUUCUUAGAGGAGCGACUGGCACGCAUUAAAACACUCGGUGAGUCUGACGAAGAAACAGACAAUGCGGCCAAAUGGGUGGACAGAAACAAGCGAGUGGUUGACGAACGCGAAGAGGCCAAGCGUAAGGCCAAAGAGCUGGAGGAACUGGAUGAGGCCUUUGGAGUCACAGAAAUGCUCGAAAAAGAGAAAUCCAAGGUGCGCCAGCGGGCCUAUGGCGAUAACAACCUAAAAGGUCUGCGUGUGGAACACGACAUGGAUGACUUUGGAGGGCGCACUGUUAUUCUCACACUAAAGGACCAAGACGUGCUCAAUGAGGAAGAGGGCGACACCUUAGUCAAUGUCAACAUGCUGGAUGAUGAGCGGUACAAGAAGAAUGUGGCAAACAAGAAGCAGAAUCCUCUCAGCUAUGGCUACAAUGUCUAUGAGGAGCAAUACGAUGAGUUGGGCAAUCCCAUCGAGCGGUCGGUGCUGGAAAAAUAUGAUGAUGAGAUCGAGGGUCAGCCGAAGAAGCGCAAGAACUUUGUGAUUGGAGAGAACGUAGAGGAGGAGCGGGAACAUAGGCGCAAGCUGCUCGAGAUUAAGACGAAAUUGGCUGGUAAACGUUUGGAAACCUUGGAGGAUACCAAUCUGCAGCUGGCCUCGGAUACAUACAGUACCGAGGAAUUGGCCAAGUUUAAGAAGCCCAAGAAAAAGGUGAAGAAACUUCGCCAAAAACUAAAAGCCGAAGAUCUGGAGCCUUUGGUUGAGCCGGGAACUUCUGGAAAUUCCUCAAACUUUGGUAGCCGCCAUGGACGUUAUCGUGAUCACGAAGAUGCAGAAAUGGAGGACAUUAAGCCAGACAUAAAAAUAGAAGGAGAGGAUGACGACUUGGAGCGCGUCCUAUCGAAAGCUCGCAAGCUAAAACAGAAAGAGAAUAUUAUCAAGAAGCCCAUGGUCAUCGACAUUGAGUCAAUUCAGAGAGACAUUAAGCCAGAACCCGUGGAGGAAGCCAGCUCAUCAGGUGUUGUGUUCACCGGUGCGGACGGUAACAUUGUGCUGAAUGCUACGGCAGAGUUUUGCCGCACCUUGGGCGACAUUCCUACAUAUGGCAUGGCAGGAUCGUAACGAGACUCCAACGAUAUGAUGGACUAUGAAAAGACCGAGAAUGCUGAGGAGCACAUGGAUACGCAUAGUGACGAGCCUAGCCAUAGUCAUGGCACUUGGAACUCCGUUAAUCCGGAUGAAGUUAUGCAGCCUGCUGAUUUGGAUAAUCUGGGCGAUGACCUGGAGGAUCGUGCCAUAUUAGAUGAGGAGCCCGAUGUGGGAGCUGGCGUGGCAAAUGCCCUGCUUGCUCUGUCCAAGGGAUACCUUGAAAAGGAGGAGAAGAACAGGCCGAGCAACACCAAAAUGGCCCAUCUGCAGGCCAAAUAUUCCAUCGAGGACAAAGCUGCCGGGGAGGACGACAAAAUUGGACGUCGCGAUCGGUUCCAACAUGGUCCCAUUAUGGACUUCAAGGACAAGGAGACCUUCAAGCCCAAUGUCAAGCUGGACUACAUUGAUGACAAUGGUCGCAUAUUGAACCUCAAAGAGGCUUUCCGCUAUUUGUCACACAAGUUCCAUGGCAAGGGGCCGGGCAAGAACAAGAUUGAGAAGCGUCUGAAGAAAAUGGAGCAAGAUGGGUUGAUGAAAACCAUGAGCUCGACGGAUACACCCUUGGGCACUCUGACCAUGUUGCAGCAGAAGCAAAAGGAGACCAAGACCGCCUAUGUGGUGCUCAGUGGCAGCAACAAAAACGCUGCAGGUGUCAGUGGCUCUUCGAUAGCCAAAUUUAAGUAGAACGGAAGAGGGAAGGCAGGAUGGAUUACAAUUACAAUUACCAAGAUAUAACCAUAACCAAAUGCAAUAGAAACUUCCUACCCAAAUAUGUAA
This is a messenger RNA of Drosophila serrata, 3043 nucleotides long. Its product is annotated as U4/U6.U5 tri-snRNP-associated protein 1. Gene Ontology annotation, cellular component: U4/U6 x U5 tri-snRNP complex. NCBI's taxonomy places the organism in Eukaryota, Metazoa, Arthropoda, Insecta, Diptera, Drosophilidae. The record is from RefSeq and is a predicted model, not a curated record. Gene Ontology annotation, biological process: mRNA cis splicing, via spliceosome; maturation of 5S rRNA.